Spinacia oleracea (spinach) is the source of this 1658-nucleotide messenger RNA. Its product is annotated as F-box protein CPR1-like. The transcript is spliced from 3 exons. Gene Ontology annotation, molecular function: protein binding. Lineage: Eukaryota; Viridiplantae; Streptophyta; Magnoliopsida; Caryophyllales; Amaranthaceae. The record is from RefSeq and is a predicted model, not a curated record. The coding region runs from base 141 to 1385 and encodes 414 amino acids.
UCAUACAUUCAUACACAAAAGUCAUCCCGAGUCCAGCCCGUAAUUCAGGGAAAACCCCAAAAUAAAAGGCUUUCUAAAUCCUAGCGUUUGCUAAGACUCGCGACUCGCCUAAACCCCAGAGCAGCACAGUUUGAGCAAAAAUGUCCGCACUUCCGACGGAGAUUAUCGCCGAAAUUCUCUCAAGAUUGCCGGUAAAACCACUCGUUCAACUCAAAUGCGUCUGUAAAUCAUGGGAGUCUUUGAUCAAAUGCCCUAAUUUCAUCAAAAUUCACAUCAACCAAACCCUAAUUUCCAACACCGAUCGUCAUCUCCUCGUGUCAUCACAAGACUCAUCUCUUCACUCUGCCGAUCUCGACUUACACCCUAGCCACCUCUCUUUCUCGGAGCACAAUCACCCGCUCAAACACCGUAAAGUUGUCAACAUCUUGGGUUCCUGCAACGGCGUCAUUUGCAUCUCCGACGACUCCAAAAGCGACGUCUUCUUAUACAAUCCACUAACAAAUUCAAAUCGUAAGCUUCCCGCCAAUAUAACUCCAAACCUUAAAGAGGGUUCCAUACUGUUUGGAUUUGGGUACGACAGCAAGAGUGACGAUUACAAAGUUUUGAGGUUGGUUCAAGGGUUUAAAUUUGACAAGUCUUGCUGCAAUGAAGCUCAUGUUUAUAGUCUCAACAACAAUUCGUGGAAAGCUGUUCAAGGUAUGCCACAUUUCCCAUUAUAUGGUGAUAUUCAAGGUGUUCUUGUUAAUGAUGCUCUGCAUUACAUUGUGAUAUCUGAGGAAUUGAGUUUGCAGCAACGUUUGAAGAUUGCUAGUUUCGAUCUUUCAACCGAGAGGUUCUCGCUUAUGAAAUUCCCCCGUCAUGAUCAUUACUUGAAGACUAACUGGGACCAUUUGGAGUUUUAUUUGAGGAAUUUGGGUGGAUAUUUGUGUGUGGCUGUGAAUUAUCAAACUAAUGCAUAUGCUCAUACGCUACCUUCUUUUAUUGAUAAUGAGUUGCGUAACAAUAUGCUAUAUCGUGCUGAUAUUUUGGUGAUGAAGGAGUACGGUAACAAAGAGUCUUGGAACAAGUUAUUUAGUACUUGCAAGAUGAAGCUUUUUCCAAGUUGUCUAUCUAUUAAGCCUGUUGUUUACUCUAAAGAUGGGCAGAAAAUUCUGCUGGAUAUAGACAGUUAUCAGGUUGGUUGGUAUGAUUCGGUGUCCCGGAAAUUUGAGAAACUCAAAGCUCAUGAGCUACCAAAUAUGGUGCAUCCUGAUAGUGUCAUUUUCGUGGCCAGCCUUGUAUCUCUUGAAGAUAAGUUGCAUGCUAAGAGAGGUUCCUUGCCGAAGAACAACAAGAGUAAAGAGUCGGCUAAUUUUCUUUCUGCGGGUUUCAAGCUUAAGCUAUGAGCCUAUAACCUAAUAGAAGAUACUACUGCUGGGAUUUCAGAACUAUGCGAUGCUGAAGAAGUACAUGAAGGUGUUCGAGAUGAUACAUUGAUCAAAUUUGAGAUGCAAAGAUGAAGUGAGAUAGUUCCGCUUACUCAACAUAAACUGUUGUUUUUUGGUUGCAUUUGCAAAAACUGAAUAGGUAAUUGACUAAUUGAUCGUUUGUAUCUUAAGUGCACUUUCUUCAAGUAGUUUGCUUUUGGAUUUUCUAAAGUAUCAUGGAGAUUUUUUUCA